Helianthus annuus (common sunflower) is the source of this 2469-nucleotide messenger RNA. RefSeq lists its product as uncharacterized. The coding region runs from base 58 to 2205 and encodes 715 amino acids. Lineage: Eukaryota; Viridiplantae; Streptophyta; Magnoliopsida; Asterales; Asteraceae. The transcript is spliced from 8 exons. The record is from RefSeq and is a predicted model, not a curated record.
UGCCACGUCAACACAUCCCCCCUGAUAGAUCCACGUGUCCGGUGACGUCAGCUACCCAUGGUCCCCACACCGAACCCUUUAAAACUCUCAUCCAGCCCUAAAAGCGCCAAAAAGCACACCAUUUCUCUCUCGAUCAACAACUCACACCAUCACUCAGAACAAAGUAAUCUGAUGAUGGGUAAUAACAAAACAAACGAAAAGGGCAAGGCGCCAGUCUCCGCCGAUAGCGCAUCUUCGAGAGGAAUCUCACCACCCAGCAGCCUUACUAUUCUUGACGGAAACAUUGAUGAAGAUGCUUUCGAUUCCCUGCUGUCCCUCACAUACGCCGAUUUGGAGGAUUUUCAUCGAUCUCUUUCACAAGAGUUACCUGAAACUGUUCCAAACCCUAGUGGUUAUUCGACAAAUUCAAACAGCUUUCAGAAUCCUCAAAUAAACAUGAGUUCCAAUACUGUAAACACAAAUGUUCAACGAGUUUCAUCAUUACCUGACUGGAACAUGAGUUGGGGUCAACAAUCUGUGAAUCAACCUGUUCACACUCGAAACAAUGCCGGUUUCAGUCAAAGUCAAAGUGGGAUUCAAGGAAAUUUUGCGGAUAAUGGUUUUUUGAGUCUUCGACUUGGAGGUACUGAAGAAUCUGUAUCUAGAUCUCAAGCAGGCAGCAGAGAUAGUUCCGAUAAGCUAAAAGAAACAGCUUCAAAUGAGUUAAAUAUGGCUUGGGCUUGGGGUCAAACUUUAGAUGCUGGCUUUAUGGGUUUUCACAGUAACAAUAACGGGCUCUCUAAUCAGUUUUGUCGUGAGAACCGAAUGAACUCAACCAACAAUGAGGUUGAAUUUCUUGGUAGUCUAAAAGAAGCGGUUUCAACUGAGUUAAAGAUGGUUCAUGGUCGGCAAGCUACGGGUCAAUCUUCGGGUCAAUCUUCAACUGCUGGUUUUAUGGGGUUUCAUAGUAACAGUACUGGUUCAUCUGAUCAAUUUAGUAACAUGGAUGGAAUGAACUUAACCAACAAUAUUAUACAAAUACAACAAAAUGAUAGCAGGAAUAUAAGAUCUGGUGAUUUAAAUCAAUAUAGAGCGUUUAUAGGUAACCAACCUGUGCAUUCAGGAACUAUCGGUGGACAUUCUGCUCAGAUUAUUAAUUCACAACAACAUAACUUGAAUAAACCAUCGGAAUUUGAAAAACCUUCACCGUCGAUCUCUUAUGCGCGUUCUAUAAUCGCAAACAAACCAAGUUAUGCAGGACAAGUUAUUUCACAAAAUGCGACACCUAAUCAAGUUGUUGGAGUUGGAAGUAAUAUGUUUUCUCAGAGGACAGCUGGCGCUCAAGUAUCGUGGGGAGAGAGUGGCCCAGCUGGCAUCGAUGAACCGUUUCCGAAAAGGUUGGGGGUGGAGUUCAAUGUAAGAAAUAGUCUUCAAUCUAAUCAGAGACAUUUAUCUCCCAUGGGAACAAGCUUUCAGACAACAAGUACAGGUCAGGCAUGUCAAUUUCCAGAUAAAGGAUUAACUCGCCUGACAGAUCAUGUUCUUCGACCUUCUGUUGGUCGAACUGAUGGAGCUCCUGUUAGUUACCCGAUUAAUUCUCAGCAACCCUUUUUUGCUCAUGGCCAAUCUCAUAAUGCGCCGAUUCAGCUUGCUAAAGAUCCUCAAGGAGUACUUUCGGCCAAUGCUUCAACUGUCAUUGGUCAAUCUCAAAAGCCAGACUUGCAUAAUCGGCCACAUCACAAGCGAAGUGCGGUUGUACCCCAUCCAGAUUCUCGUUGGGUUCAACGCCAGAAGAUAAAUCAUCCAACCAUUCAUCAUUCUAAUACGCUAAAAUCAUCUAUACCUGUAACAACUACACAGGUUCAUCCUUCUAUUCCAGGUGGGCCCCGGACUCAACCUGCAGGCCCUGUUGCUGCUCGUACUCGUCCUGUUAUACCAAUCGUUAGACCUCGUGUUCCUGUAACAAGUACUGCUCCUGCUGCUAUUUCUCGUAUAACUUCGAAAGAUCCCGAAGCAACUCCUAAACUGAGUGGAUAUAAAUGCUAUCUAUGCAAGAGGGAUCUCGCUUUAACAUCAGAAGGCGCGGUGUACCAACCCGCAGCCCCACCACCCGUCGCAAUUCUUCCGUGUGGGCAUUCAUUUCAUGAUCAAUGCUUACAAAACAUCACGCCUGAUGACCAAGCGAAAGACCCCCCUUGUAUUCCUUGCGCUAUUGGCGAACAAUAGAUCCCGUUUUCUGACCCGACUUUAUAUUUAGAUCGUUUUUUUGGUAGAGGCCCGAAAGGGAGGAGGAGGAGGGGGGGGGGGGGGGUAGAUGUUGUAUAUACAGUAACAGGAGAGGUGAUAACCGUGAUAUUGAAUGUCAUCAAUUGGAUGGGGUUUUUGAUAUAAAGGCAGAUGGGAUGUAAAUGCUUUUACAUGAUCAUAGUCUUUUGUUGUUCUAUACUAGGAUGUUUGGGGCUUUUGUGAUUUGGUUGCCAUGUUUUAUAA